UGUAAAAUAUGUGGCUACCCUGGUCAUGGUGUUCAUUUUGGAGUUAUUACUUGUCGUGCUUGUGCGGCGUUUUUCAGAAGAUUCGUUGUUAUGAAUCUUCAAUAUUCAUGCGUCAAAAGUGAGGUCCGGUGUAGUUUGGAUAGAAUUCGAAGAAGUUCCUGUCGCCACUGUCGAUUUCAAAAGUGUCUGCAGAUGGGAAUGAAAGCGGAUAAAGUCCAAUGGAAUCGAGAUACCAAUGCUCAUUAUACAGAAAUAGACCAGCACGAGAAGAGGGAACUUUCAUGGACAUCUGAGCCGAGUAUCAGUCAGUCAAAUCAGUCGUUCAGCGAAACAGAGGUAGCUGGAAAAAUUUCUUACUAUGAUGAUCUCGAUUUUUCGUUUCAGAGUCAAAAUUCUAUUCAAGAGGAAGUCUAUAGAAUUUUCAGUUUCAAAAUUGAAAAUCCUCAUAGCUUGAAACCUCUCUUCAAGUUCACGGAAGGACUCAAAAGGAUCCGUGAACAUCAAAAAACGAAUGAUAUAAAAAUAGAAUUUGAAUUCUCUCUAGAAUCUUUAGCUUUACAUUGGAAGAAGCAAGCAAAAAACACAGCAUAUUUGAUGACACAUUCUUUGAAUUUCCAAAACUUGGAGCUCUCCCAAAAAAUGAAAAAAUUCCGAAAGUGCUGGAAAAGUUUGUAUAGGCUAGAGAGAAUUCUAGUGUCCGUGGAAAUUUUUGGGGAUGACUGUGUGACGAAAAAGGUGAGAAUACAAUUUGAAAAUGGGAUCAAGCUUUUCUAUCAGGGAUACAGUAGUAGUAAUCCGAAAUCAAAAUGUUCUUUUUCUUUGUCCAGAUACUUCAAAAAGUACGCCAAUAGACUACUCAACGAGGUUGCUAACCCUUUAAUUCCCCUGAAAUUGACUCUAGAAGAGAAAUCGUUUCUAAUUUUGACUUUUUUAUGGACCCUUGGUAAUUUUAAACUUUCCAUGACUUAUCUAAACAAAUCGAACGAUUUCUUAGACGAGAUAUCAGAUGAAUUGCACGAAUACUACCGUAUGCAUCGGGUUGAGAAUUGUUCUCCUAGGGCUUUGAAGAUGGUGAAAAUCGUAUGGGCUAUGAAAAGGAUUCAUGAGGAUGACGCUUGCGGAAAUUUU
This is a messenger RNA of Caenorhabditis briggsae, 1128 nucleotides long. Lineage: Eukaryota; Metazoa; Nematoda; Chromadorea; Rhabditida; Rhabditidae. Gene Ontology annotation, molecular function: zinc ion binding; sequence-specific DNA binding; DNA-binding transcription factor activity. Gene Ontology annotation, biological process: regulation of DNA-templated transcription. The record is from RefSeq and is a predicted model, not a curated record.